AUGCCGCUCUGCACCCUCCAUCUCCUCGCCCUUCACAAGACCACUCCCAAUCCUCUCUCCACUUUCCUAUCAACCCUUCAGUCAAGCACAGCCAAACCUCUUGUAGUCUCUCGCGUGAUCCGCUGGAUCAUCCUUCCCACCAAGAUCUCAACCGAGCAUCUCCUAGCCCGAAACAUUGCAUGGGAUAUCCUCCUCAUCUUACCCAGCACCGACAGCCUCCCAGGUGAUGUGCAAAAGCUAGUGCGACACCAUUGGAGCGUCACAGCCGGCGUACCGUCCCGUCUGAUCAAAGACUUCUCCACAAACAACAAGAAGCUACUACAUCCGGAACCAGCAUCAGUACCGCCACUGAGCAGCCCCAACGAGAAGAAAGCCACGACGCAAUCUAGUCAAGAUCUGGAGCUCUCCGCCGAGCUGAACACCUGGAUCGACUCGUUCGUGUCCGGCCCAAGCAGCGAAGGACGCGGAGCAGUCUCCAUGUUCAACCUGCUCGCGUUCAACCCGGGCAUGAAAGAGGCCUACCUCAAGUACGGCGCGGCGUUUGCAGAGUCGAUAGGGUCACGGCAUGGCGGCAACGCCAAGAUUGUCGGCAACGUGACGGGGGUCAAUGGCAAGACGGAGAAGCUCGAGGGUGACUGGGAUGAGAUUGCGCUUGCGCACUAUCCUAGCAUUGAGCAUUUUAGGGAUAUGCUGACGAGUCGGGAUUAUCAGGAGGUCAAUCACAGACAUAGAGUGGGCAGUUUGAGGGAUACGUGUAUUUUGAUGACGAGCGAGAUUGGGGUGGAGGAGGUGAUGGGGAGGGGGGGUGCGAAGUUGUGA
Molecule: messenger RNA, 819 nt
Organism: Ascochyta rabiei
Lineage: Eukaryota; Fungi; Ascomycota; Dothideomycetes; Pleosporales; Didymellaceae
Exons: 1
Coding region: 1-819 (272 amino acids)
Source: RefSeq, a predicted model, not a curated record